UGCUUAAUCUCUACAUUUUGCUCUUUCCUGGGUUGACAUGGCUGAGAGCAAGCGUAAGCGCACUUUUAUAUGCAUCUCUUCGUCUUCCGAAGAAGAAGUUGAAGACAGCGACAAUGAAGACGAAGAAGAAGAAGAUGAUGAUGACGACGAAGACGAUGCUGAUGAUGAUGACGAAGUCGAUGCUGACGAAGACGACGACGAGGACGACAAAGAGGAAGAAGACGACGAUGAUUGUGCGGGCGGUGACGAUGAGUCUCUAUGCAACAAAGUCGUACGCCUUCUUAAAGCAGAUGGGAGUGAUUUAGAAUCUUUAACUCUAAAAGACUGCAAAUCCUAUUUACGGAAGCAUGGCCUCAGGCUAGCAGGGACCAAGGCUGUUUGCAUACAAAGAAUUAAGGAACACUGGAGGAUGAAAGAUGGUAGCAGUGAGGCCUUUUAUCCCAGAUCAACCUUUGUCAUCAAUUGUACAGGUGAUGUCUGUAAGGGAGAUGUGGUUCUGUUCACGCAGAAAGUUUAUGAAAGGUUCAAUAAGGUGACAAGGCAUGGUAGGCCUCAAGGGAAGAGAACUGUUGCUGGGAGGGUUGUUAAGGAAAGCUAUGGUGCAGCCAAACAACAACAUACAUUUACGGUUGAGGUUCUGUGGAGCAAGGGGAGUAAUAGACUGCCUCCUCUUUUUCCUUUGCUUGUGAAGGGCCGUAACCUCUAUAAGUUGAGAACUUUCAGACAGCGCUGGAGUAAUGAAUCAGAAAGAAUGAAAGUGCUUGCUGAGAAGCACAAACGAGGUACAGCAGCAAGACUUGUAAGAGCAAUGAAGAAUACGAAAAAGACAAGGUCUACAAAUGGAGGUGUUAAGCAUCAGAAACAAUUCCAUCAUACAAGACCAUCUCAAUCAAGAAAAACCUUUUCGCCAGAAAAGGGGAAGCAUUUUGAUAGACAUGGAAAAGCGACAUUUCAAGGACACGCAAAAUCUAGAAAUCAUAAUCAACGUCAAGAGGCCCCUCCCCUGAGACAGGUGAAUAUCAGGGGAAACGCAAUCUUAGGAGCCUCCAAACCAACUAGGAGGCAUCAGAAGUUUGCUCACCACAAUGAUGAUAGAGUUCCAACUUUUCAAUCAUAUGUUGUUGAUCCUUCACAAAUUCACCAAUCUCAAAUAAAAUAUCAAAACGGGAGUCUGCCACACCAUUUGUCUAGGUAUGAUACGGGCUUUAGUUAAAACAUGAUGAGAUUGCCGCCUUUCAGGGACUCUGCUGGUACAUCUACUAUGCCUGCUUCACAACAUCGGGGGUUAAAGCAUGGUAAAAUGCCAACUCAACCCCACAUACUACUUUUUAACGGCAUUCCAGAGUCUAUAAAUGUUGAUAGAGUGCAGAGACUUAUGGACACAGGAACUAUAGAUUUCGAGGUGCUCUAUGUUUUGCUGUCAUGACAGAGAGAUGAGAUGCUUUCUGCCAAUUGCGCCCCCUGAAGUGAUGGAAAUAAGUUCUGGACCUGCAAUUUUUCAGGGGGUUACUUUAGUUCUCUCUUUAAUGUUUGAUUUUGUUGGUUACCGUGCCUGAUAUUAUGAACCUAAACCACAGUUGCAUUCAUAUGUUAAUGAUGCACACUAUUCAGGCUAGGGUGGACAUAAGGUAGCCAUCAAUAUAUUGGAGUGAAUAGUAUAGGUUGGAGGAAUGGUUGGUUCCAUAUAAGCAAAGUAAUGCUACAUGUCAUACCCAUGUCCCUCUUGUGUCCCUCUAAAAAUGAGGUGGCUUUUAAAAUCACCAUUGAACUUGUGAUUGAUUAAAAUUGAAUUUUGAUCACAUGGUGAUUUUAAAAGCCACAUCAUUUUUAGAGGGACACAAGAAGGACAUGGGUAUGACGUUUAGAAUUACUCAUAUAAGCAAGUAUGCAGUUGUCGCUUUUUCAUUUUUGUAGCUAACUGUCAUAAAUGCAGCACCAUUUUGUCGUCUAAAA
Messenger RNA from Alnus glutinosa, 1953 nucleotides. Its product is annotated as zinc finger CCCH domain-containing protein 62. The record is from RefSeq and is a predicted model, not a curated record. NCBI's taxonomy places the organism in Eukaryota, Viridiplantae, Streptophyta, Magnoliopsida, Fagales, Betulaceae. The transcript has 8 exons. Bases 38 to 1213 code for a protein of 391 amino acids.